Messenger RNA from Coniosporium apollinis CBS 100218, 1035 nucleotides. RefSeq names its product chitinase. The coding region runs from base 1 to 1035 and encodes 344 amino acids. Gene Ontology annotation, cellular component: extracellular region. The transcript has 4 exons. The record is from RefSeq and is a predicted model, not a curated record. NCBI's taxonomy places the organism in Eukaryota, Fungi, Ascomycota, Dothideomycetes. Gene Ontology annotation, molecular function: chitinase activity; chitin binding. Gene Ontology annotation, biological process: carbohydrate metabolic process; chitin catabolic process.
AUGUACUCCAACGCGGUUUACUAUCCCAACUGGCACAUCUAUCGCCACCAGCCGCCUUCCUCGUUACGCCUGGAUGUCAUCUCCCACGCCUUCUACGCGUUCGCAUGGGUUAAGCCAGACGGAACUGUCUAUCUCAGCGAUGAUUGGGCUGAUGCUCAGAUCGAUGUGGAUGGCGUGAAGGGGUGCCUGCGAUCCUUCGCGGCGCUCAAGCAACGUUACACCGUGCUGAAAGUCAUUCUCUCAGUAGGCGGAGGAGGUGCCGGGAGUGAGCCCUUCGCUGCUGUCGCGCGCAAUCCGGUGACGAGAGAGAACUUUGCACGAACUGCAAGGGAUCUGGUGUUGCAGUAUGGGCUCGACGGGAUUGACAUCGAUUGGGAACACCCGUCCGACGCUCAGCAGGGCGCCGACUACGUACAGCUACUGGCACGCCUACGCGCUUGGAUGCCAGCACCACGAUUUACGUUGACUUCGGCUCUUCCUGCUGGUGAAUGGGCGCUCAGCAACAUCCCCCUAGGGCAAGCGGCAGAGUAUCUCGACCUCGUCAAUGUAAUGGCCUAUGACUUCUCCGGUCCUUGGGUUGAUGCAUGCGGACAUCAUGCCCAGCUCUUCACGCCUCACCGCCCGCAUAAUGACGCAGCUACUAUCUCCUGCCAGUCAGCUGUUAGCUACUUUAUCUCCCAGGGUGUACCGAGGAACAAAAUCCUUCUUGGUGUGCCCGCAUACGGACGCUCUUUCUUGGGCACGCCCGGCGUAGGACAUAGUUAUGCAGGUCAUGCUGGCGAAGAAGGCACUUUCGAGUACAAGGUCUUACCGAGGCCCGGCGCAACGGAACACGUUGACGAGCGGACUGGCGCAGCCUACUGCAUCGGAGGCGAUGGAGGAUUCGUUACGUAUGACAACCCUCACACGGUGAAGAUGAAAGCGAAGUACGUCAAAGAGAACGGUCUUGCUGGGCUCUUCUACUGGACAGGCACUGGAGACGCGCCAGACGCUCGGAGUCUUGUCUACAACGGCUAUUGCGAGUUGCAUUUCUGA